CCCUCACCCACCGCCCCGCGCAUGUCGCGAUUGUCGCCUCCCCAUCCCCGGUGCUCCCGGAUUUCUGCCGCGUUCCUGCCCGGGGUGCGGCCGUGCGGAGCCGCCGCUUCCCGGUGCUCCGGGCCAAGCCCAUCCCGCUUCCUCCCUCGGUGCCCUUUCCCCUCCCUUGGUCGCGCUGCUGCUCUAGAUGUGGCCGUGCCCCUUCCAGAUGUGGCCGUGCCCCUUCCAGAUGUGCCACACGCCCCUUCCAGAUGUGCCACACGCCCCCUCCACCGCCUUCAGUGAUGCCACAAAGGGGCAGGAGGAGAGGAAACAGCCUCGGGCUGGGGUCAUGGGCUGGAAUUUCCUCCUGGAAAAGGCAUUGGAAGGGAUGCCCAGGGUGGGUUGGAGUGGCCGCCUCUGAGGAACACCUGGAUGUUGGUCUGGGUGGGCAGGUGGGGGUCGGGCACACCUGGGUGGUGAUCUUGGAGCUUUUCCGACCUCUGGGAUUCUAAAAUUUAGGGGAAAAAAAUUUUCUCCAUCCCGUCAGAGUCGGUGAACCUCCAGAGAAUGGGGCUGAACCCCCAGGCAGGUGAGAGGGACCCCAAAAUCCCAAACCUCACCUGUGGCCAUCCCCCAGAGAAUGGAGGUGAACUGCCUCUGCACCCCCGGGCAGGUGAGAGGGAAUCCCAAAAUCCCAGAGCUCACCUGUGGCUAUCUGAAGGUGGAAUGAUGCUGCCCACAGGGAUUCAACCUGGAUUCAUCCCCCCUGUCAGGGAUCCACCCCGAAUCCAUCACCCUCAUGGGAAUCCACCCUAAAUCCAUCCCCGUGUCAAGGAUCCACCCUGAAUUCAUCCCCCUCACUGGGAUCCCUCCUAGAUCAAUCCCCCUCAUGGGAAUCCAUCCUAAAUUCAUCCCCAUGUCAGGGAUCCACCCUGAAUCACUCACCUGUCCUUGUCCCUUCCUCUCCCCCUGGCACUCACCUGUCCUCAUCCCUGUCCCCAUGGCACUCACCUGUCCCCAUGGCACUCACCUGUCCUCAUCCCUGUCCCCAUGGCGCUCACCUGUCCUUGUCCCUGUCCCCAUGGCACUCACCUGUCCCCAUGGCACUCACCUGUCCUCGUCCCUGUCCCCAUGGCCCAGCCACACCCUCUGCCAUCCCCAGGCCUGUCUGAACCCGUGUCCCUGCCGUGUCCCCGUGUCCCUGCUGUGUCACCCGUGUGUGUCCCCGUGUCCCUCUGCCCAGCCCACGGGCGUCCCCUUCCCGUAGAGGACGUGCCCGUCCCCAUCCCAAACCCCGUCCCUUUGUCUCCCUCUUUUGCAAUUUUGGGUUUUUCUGGCAGCAGUUUCUGGGAUGAGGAGCCUGGCGGGAGGUGUUUCACCACCGCUGUCAUCGUCACUUCCCAAAAUCUCCGUGACCACACGGGGUGGAGGCUCCUCACCACCCCCCUCCAGACAUUUGGGGUUCUGCAGCUCAUUCUGGGAAUACUGGGAACACUGGGAGUACUGGGAAUACUGGCAAUACCGGGAAUACUCUGGGGGCUUACCUGGGAGGGCCCCAAAUCUGGUGGAGAGCUGGGAGUGGAUCACUCAACCAAUGCCCUGGGUUGUCCUCACGCAGCAAUUCCAGCUGCUGGGAAGUGCCACCUCCCAGGACCUGCUGGAAGAGUUCCACCCAGCAGGAUUGUCCCCCUGGAUCCAGGGAAAUGUCCCUGGUAGAGUUCCACCCAGCAGGAUUGUCCCCUGGAUCCAGAGAAAUGUCCUCGUGGAGUGGCGGGAUGUGAAUUGGGAAGUGGGAAGUGAAUUUUCAAAGCCUGACAGAAUGAAAUUAAAGUUUUUCAAACGCCUCUCAGUUGCCCCAUCUGUGAGUCAGAAAAGGGCUUAAUCCAACUCCUGUCCAGCAGCCAAAUUCACCAAAAACAUCGGUGACAAACCACCUGGGUAAAACCAGCAUCAUCCCACUGGAGACCCCCACCCAGGGAAGUUCCUCCUCCAUCAAACACUUGUGGAACGUUCCAGAACACACCAUCGCUGACCCCUGUUGCAAUUUUUGGCGUUUCCUUGUUUUUGCCUGACGAGUUUGGGGCUUCCCCUCCCUGGAUAACAGUUCCUGGAUGGGGUGAGGAGCCCGAAAUCCUCACCUGGGCGUGCUCCAUGCCUUACACAACUCCUGGAGCUCCUGGCAGCUCCGGGAGGGUAUAAAAGGUGCCAUCCCCAGCUUGGCACCACCAAUCCUCCUUCUCCUCCCUCUGCAGAGCCCAGACCUCCUCCGAGGUGAGCAGAUCCUUCCUGGUGAGUCCCCGGGUUUGGGUUCCCUUCGAUGUUUUGCCGUUUUGUCCCUUUCCCGGCAGGAUGAAAACUGACCUGGAGCUGGCGCUGGAAUGCGCCGUCAACGUCUACCACCGGUACGCAGCGCGGCGCCCCGUGGACGACUACCUGAGCCUGGGGGAGUUCUCCAAGCUGCUCAAGGAGACAGCCGAGCCCUUCCUGAAGAACACGGUGCCGCCCAAAACGACCACGGACAACUACAUCAAGCAGCUCUUCACCAAAGCUGACGCCAACCACGAUGGCCGCCUCAAGUUCACCGAGUUCCUGACCACUCUGAGCCUCGUGGCCAUCGAUGCCCACAACAGGUCCCACCAGGGGCCUGGUGGUGACCAUGGGCAUGACCACGGGCAUGGCCACGACCACGGGCAUGACCAUGGGCAUGGGCACAGCCACCGUCGCUGAAAUGGAGCUGUCUGCCAUGGUGGCCAAGACACGGGACUCUGCAUCCCUCUUGUCUGGAACCAAAUCUUUGUCACCUGCUUCUGCUUGGUGGCAUUGAAAUAAAAUC
Molecule: messenger RNA, 2815 nt
Organism: Melospiza melodia melodia
Lineage: Eukaryota; Metazoa; Chordata; Aves; Passeriformes; Passerellidae
Product: protein S100-A9-like
Exons: 2
Coding region: 2332-2709 (125 amino acids)
Molecular function (GO): transition metal ion binding; calcium ion binding
Source: RefSeq, a predicted model, not a curated record